CGUUGGCUCCGGCUCCGCCUCCGGCCGGCGAGCGGCGGCGGGGACGGCAGCGCGGCCCGGGCCCAGGCGCCCGCGGCACCCAGGGUAUGCUAUGACUGGCUUCAGACUCCCCAUCACCACUUUCAGAAAACUAAAUGUCUGGUUUGGACUGUGGGAGAAAUUUCCCUCAAAUAAACUGUAUCCCACUUGGAGGAGAAGCAUAUUCUGUAGCUGUCAAGCAAGUACAGUAAACUACAGAAGAUGUUUCAGUUUUUCCCCRGUCAAACUCAGUGCACUAAGACUCUCUCCAGAGUACAUCUCAGUACUUUCUCUGCGGAACAAAAGUGGCAAAAGCUCUAAAAAGAGCAGACAAAGCGUACAAGAAGAGGAGGAAGAAGAGGAUGAASAWGAAAGUAAUUUGGAAGAUGAAUUUGAAGACGACYCAAAUGUAGUAAAAGAUUACAAAGAUCUUGAAAAAGUAGUGCAGUCUCUUCGAUAUGAUGUGAUCUUGAAAGCUGGUCUGGACAUGGCAAGAACUAAAGUAGAAGAUGCAUUCUACAAUAAUGAACUGAGGCUGAAUGGAGAAAAACURUGGAAGAAAAGUAGAACUGUGAAACUUGGUGACACACUGGAUCUCAUAAUAGGUGAAGAUAAAGAAACAGGAAGUGCUGUAGUUAUGCGGGUAGUCUUAAGAAAAUUAUCUGAAAAAACUGAAAAUGAAAAAUACAAAGUCACUUUGAGGCGUUGGAAAAACUUAAAAGUGCCCAAACAGGAUGUACUUAAGUAAGGAGRGGUUGCAUGUGGCAGCAUAAGAUUUUUGCAGAAACCAUAUUUUUUUGUUAAAUAUGAAUUUUGGUUAAACAAAAUUACAGUACCCUUUUUUUAAGGGCUUGUGUCAGAAUGUUAUCUCUGCCGCGUACAUCAAUAAUCAUGCAAUAAGCCUGUCACUUUUUGCUGUUAGCUUUGUUUUGUGGUACUGUAGGUUAAAAGAUGCAACACUUAUAUUUCCAGGAAGUUUGUGAUAAAUAAUGAACCAAUAAAGACUGAUUCAAUCACAAUUUAAUUGCUAUCUAAUUUUGUUAAUCAGAAAGGUUACAUUAAGGCUGGACAUCACAAGAAGCAGAACAACUUUCUUUGUUUUAKCUCUAUAUUAAUGAAAUAAGGCUAAAGCUGUCAAUUAUG
Malurus melanocephalus (red-backed fairy wren) is the source of this 1161-nucleotide messenger RNA. It is a transcript of the gene MTRES1, whose product is annotated as mitochondrial transcription rescue factor 1. The transcript has 4 exons. The record is from RefSeq and is a predicted model, not a curated record. Lineage: Eukaryota; Metazoa; Chordata; Aves; Passeriformes; Maluridae. The coding region runs from base 92 to 766 and encodes 224 amino acids.